Messenger RNA from Oncorhynchus tshawytscha (Chinook salmon), 4505 nucleotides. RefSeq names its product Rho GTPase activating protein 17b (gene arhgap17b). The coding region runs from base 344 to 2809 and encodes 821 amino acids. Gene Ontology annotation, biological process: regulation of Rac protein signal transduction; positive regulation of GTPase activity; signal transduction. Gene Ontology annotation, molecular function: protein binding; GTPase activator activity. NCBI's taxonomy places the organism in Eukaryota, Metazoa, Chordata, Actinopteri, Salmoniformes, Salmonidae. The transcript has 20 exons. Gene Ontology annotation, cellular component: intracellular anatomical structure; cytoplasm; cytosol. The record is from RefSeq and is a predicted model, not a curated record.
GAAUUACACUUCCUCCUUUUACACACCACUGUUCAGCACAGCAUUUGGGUUAUAGGAGUAGCCUACAAAGUGAAAAUGGAAAGAGCGAAAACUGAACGGGGCUGUGUCCUGUAAUUGCCUAUUCACUUUGUAAGAGGAAAAAAUUGCGGGGAAUGACAAUCGAUUCUUAUUAGAACGCUCCAACAACACCUAUUCAGCGACGAGCAGCAGAGACAACGUAACAUUUUCAGAAAUACAAUGGCAGCGACCUAGAUCAACUUCUGGACUUGCUUUCUAAAAGGAUCAGAGAGGGGCCUUGCAACUUUUUGAAACUUGUUGGAUACGGUGGAGCAAGGACGCAAACAUGAAGAAACAGUUUAAUCGCAUGAAACAGCUCGCCAACCAAACAGUUGGAAGAGCCGAGAAGACUGAGGUGCUGAGUGAUGACCUUCUACAGAUCGAGAGGCGCAUGGAGCUGGUCCGUCUGGUGUCCCACAACGCACACAAGAGACUGGUCACCUGUCUACAAGGUCACAUCGGAACGGAGGCAGAAAAGAGACACAAAAAGCUCCCUCUGACAGCGCUGUCCCAGGCCAUGCAGGAUGGAGGAAGCCAGCUGGGGGAGGAGUCACUGAUUGGUAAGAUGAUGGAUGUGUGUGGGGAGGCAGAGAGCAGACUAGCGUCUGAGCUGAUGCAACACGAGGUCCAGCUAGAGAGAGACAUCCUGGAACCUCUCAACCAGCUAGCAGAGGUGGACAUUCCCAACAUCCUGAGACAGAGGAAACAGCUGGCUAAGCUAGUCCUAGACUAUGACUCAGCCAGAGCCAGGUGGUUGCAGGCAAGCAAGUCUAUUCACUUUUCCACCAACUACCAGGCCACGGCUGCCAAGGUUGAGACUCUCAAAGACGAGAUGGACGAGGCCCUGAACAAAGUGGAGAUGUGUAAGGACCAGCUGUCUGCUGACAUGUAUAACUUCUCCUCCAAGGAGGGCGACUACGCCCGAUACUAUGUUAUUUUGGUAGAGGCCCAGGCUGACUACCACAGGAGGUCUCUGGCUGCUCUGGAAGGAGUCCUGCCGACCAUACAGGCACAGAACGACUCAUGGAUGGAGAAGCCUGCGUACGGCACGGCUCUGGAAGAGCACCUGAAGAGGAGUAACCGUGAGAUCGCCCUGCCCUUAGAGGCCUGUGUCAUGAUGCUGCUGGAGACUGGCAUGAAGGAGGAGGGUCUGUUCCGAAUCGCUGCUGGGGCCUCCAAACUAAAGAAGCUGAAGGCAGCGCUGGACUGUUCCACCUCCCAGUUAGAGGAGUUUUACUCAGACCCCCAUGCUGUAGCUGGAGCUCUGAAGUCCUACCUCAGAGAGCUGCCUGAACCCCUUUUGACCUUCUCACUGUAUGAUGAGUGGACACAAGCCUCCAAUGUGUCUGACCCAGACAGGAGGCUUCAGGCUUUGUGGGUGGCAUGUGACGGUUUGCCAAAGAACCACAAGGCCAACUUCAGGUAUCUGGUAAAGUUCCUAGCCAAGCUGGCCCAGGACAGUGAGGUGAAUAAGAUGACUCCCAGUAACAUCGCCAUAGUGCUGGGACCCAACCUGCUCUGGUCCAAGACUGAGGGGACUCUGGCAGAGAUGGCUGCUGCUACCUCGGUCCAUGUGGUUGCCAUCAUAGAACCCAUCAUCCAGCACGCUGACUGGUUCUUCCCAGAUGACGUGGACUUUAACGUGUCGGGCAUGUUUGUGGCCAUGACCCCUGAACCUGACCCAGGCCCUUUCGAGAGGCGACGCCCCGGAAGCCUGGUGGACGGGGACACUCCCCGCAAAGACAGCCCCGCUCCUAACAAACUGGGCGACCCCUCCCCCACCCCACGUAGAGCUGCCACUCUAAAUAGAAAACAGCACCAUCAUGCUUCUUCGCCCGCCUUCCAGCCCCCUCUACCACCGCCAGAGGCUGGAGGAGUCACCCAGACCCAGCCUGUGGCUGAGCCCCAGACCCAGGAGCAAACUCUGUGUGGGAGUACAGAGGCUGGCCAGCCUGGCCUGGCUGGGGGGGGUGGGGGUCAGGGUGGGGCACCAGAGGUCCAGGUGGCCACAGGGCAGCAGCCUCUGCCUCUUACCCAGCACAGCGCUGAGGAGAAUAGCCCUGGCCAUGACCCCACCACCACCCCCGCUCCCCUGAGGAACGGGGGCUCCCAGCUCACCGUGGGGACGCCCCACUCCCAGGCAGGAUGCAGGGGUCCUAGCCCCCACAUUGGACGCAGAGGUACUAAGAAGCAAGCCCCUGCCCCACCCAAACAGGCCAACCCCUUUGUAGCUAAUGUCUCCACCCUUGGCCACAGUCCCGCGCCUAACAACCCCUACCCCCUCAUCGCUCCACGACGCCACUCUGGUAAAGAAACCCCCAUCCACGCCCCCAGCCACCCGCCCCCACAGCCCCCUCAGUCUCAGGGGGAGUCAGACCCCUCUCCGCCCCACACCCCCACACCCCCUAGCACCCCUCCUCACGAUGGUCCAACCUCCACCCCCUUCACCCCUCUAUCCUCCUUCCACUCUGGCUCCCUCCCUCGCCCCACCAGGCCGGCUCCGAAGCCACGCUCCCGACCUACAGUUCCCCCGCCCCGUCAGCCGCCCACCAAUGACGACAGCAACGGGCCCAGCGGCUCUGCCUCCAAGGUCAUCACCGAUUCCAGCCUGAACUUGAAGGGGAUUGACCGAGCCCUUAUCCCUGAAAUUAUGGUGGACAUACAAGGGGAGAGCUCUGCUGGUCAUGAGCCCUCCCCCUAUCCAACCCCACCCUUGGACCCUGAGAUCCAAUCAGAGAGCACCAGUCUGUGAAAGGGGAGGGAUCACUCCAACUGACAUCACCAAAAAACAUUCUGCCUCUGCCCAAUUGGCAAUAUGCUAGCCAUUCAUCCAAUCGCCGUAGUCUGAGUCAGCUCUGAGCCUCUACAGACUGGACCAUACAAACUCCCUGCUCAUCAAUCCAGUGAGCAAUAAUGUCUGCAACAAACAACCCCUAGUCAACAUUACUCUCUACAACAAUACAGGGACUAGACAAACUUCUCUUACUCCAUAAUCCAAACUCAACACUGUUGGCACCCACCACCCUCAACACCAACACCCUUCCAUCCAUAAACCAUCAACAGUAUUGGAACUGGACCACAGGAUCACCUCAUGUUCAUUGAACCUUCGUUCUGCUAAACAUGAUAGGAAGUUGGCCUGCAGCUAGAGAUGCCACUGUAGCUUUCUAUUGAAUCAACCAAGCCUGUACUGGGACUGGACAAUAUAUAUAUAUAUAUAACCACUGAACUCCAAUGCUGGCGAAGCUGUAAUGUUAUGACCCAGUACCUGGAAGCAUCUGAUCUGAAUAUACUGUUUCAUCUUUGGAUCCAUUGUAGAAUGUUGACAUUGAAUUGGGGCUGGGUGGGAGGCUAAGCUUGUAAACCUAAAAGCUCAGAACUUGUAUGUUUGUAUGAUGUAACUUUCCUCCCUGUGGUACAUUGUAUGGUGGUUGUAGGAAUAUUUUUUGAAUGGAAAUUGCUCAUUUGUAUGUCCUCAAUGCAUUACCUAAGAUUGUCUACAAAACUGCAAUUUUGCCCCAUUUGAGAACUUUCUUUAAUGGUUUUUAAUGGGCCAAGUAAUACAAAUGUAAUGCAGAAAGUGCUAUUGAUGAGCAAAUAUACAUGGUGAGCCCAAAGAAUCCUAUAAAUUGCCAUACUUCCUUUGAUGAGAGCUCUCAAGGACCAAAGAUACCAGUUGAUGAAUAACUACAUUUGGUGAGUGUGCUGCUUUGUGUUUGUAAUAUAAAUGUUUUAAUAGUUGCCAAGGACCAAAUAAGUAUCAAUGAGGAGUGCAAUUUAAUGAACUGCAUUCGUUUCAUACUGUGUCUUCUCCACUCCCAAUAUUCACCCUGUUUCAUUUGUUGUUGUUUUUAACCUGUCUUACCGUAAUAUACUAUAGGACUGUGUUUUAUUCAACAGAGCUGAAUUCAAACAAAACAGUCACCCCUGCCAAAAAUGUGUAUACCAAUCACAGAUUUCCCCUUUAAAAGAAAAGUUAUAUAAGAAAAGUGAUUGGAUAUUCCCUGCCACAGAUUUCCCCUUUAAAAGAAAAGUUAUAUAAGAAAAGUGAUUGGAUAUUCCCUGCCACAGAUUUUUUUUUUUGAGAAAUGAUUUGUUUUGAUAUCCGUUUUGAUUUAAUUUAGCUCAGGAAAUGGACAACCCAACAGAACAAUAUCCCAGGUUUUAUUUUAUUUUCUGAUUACUAUUCAAAUUUAGGAUGUUAUGUUGACAAUCUUUAGUGGAUAACCUGGCUUCUCACUCUGCUUGUGAUUAUUGCCUUUUUUUUCACUAUAUUGCAUGUUUUGAAUGUGAUUUGCAUUGCUUUUUUUCUGCCCGUGUCUUUUCAACCUGAAAAUGAACAAAGAUUUUCGAUAAUGAGUGAAUGGAUCCUCCACUGUUUGUUCAUAUUAAAGGAAAAUAGUUUUGGGUAUUAUUACUCUAAAUAAACAAAACAUGAAUUAAAACAGUAA